This is a messenger RNA of Monomorium pharaonis (pharaoh ant), 1501 nucleotides long. RefSeq names its product mitochondrial pyruvate carrier 2. Gene Ontology annotation, cellular component: mitochondrial inner membrane. Lineage: Eukaryota; Metazoa; Arthropoda; Insecta; Hymenoptera; Formicidae. The record is from RefSeq and is a predicted model, not a curated record. Gene Ontology annotation, molecular function: pyruvate transmembrane transporter activity. Gene Ontology annotation, biological process: pyruvate import into mitochondria. The transcript has 4 exons. Bases 231 to 614 code for a protein of 127 amino acids.
GCAAGGACUAGCAGGGACGUCGGCGAGCGGCGAGAAGGUCGAGGGGAACAACCGCGCGAGCGUCGCCGCGACCAAUCCGCACACUUGGCGUUUCUCGGUCGCAGCGUGCGGAUCCCGCGACUGCUCGUUAACCACCACUUGCCGCUAUUUCCCGCGAUCGCGUUCAAUUUCCGAUUACACGCCGAGUUUAUUCGCACCCGUCCGUCGACUGCCCCCCCCGAACACUAGCCAUGUCAGUGAUCUACAGGAAUUCGAUGAACGCCAUCGGCAAGUUCGUGCCCGAGAGCAUCCAGCCUCUGUGGAAACAUCCAGCUGGUCCACAGACCAUCUUCUUCUGGGCACCGGCCUUCAAAUGGGGUCUCGUAAUCGCCGGCCUCGGUGACUUGCAGAGGCCAGCGAACAAAAUCUCCGUCAGCCAAUCUUGUGCCUUAGGCAUCACGGGAUUGAUCUGGACCAGAUACUCCUUAGCCAUCACGCCGAAGAACUGGAGUCUCUUUAGCGUGAACCUUUUUGUUGCGUUUACGGCCAUAUACCAAAUAACGAGAGCCAUGAGGUAUCAGCGUCAGGAAGCAGCUUUGGAGGCAGCGAAGACGAGCCCAUCAGCAGCUCACUGACGAUAAAUAUAUAUAGAUAUAGAUAUAGAUAUACAUUCCUAGGAAAAAUGAAUAUUGGCGCUGCGACGUUAUCGCGUCGCUUGAUUUAAAUAAUAAUCUUCGUUACUUCGCGUUUAAAAUGUUAUUAUUUAGGGACGAGCAGUCUAGUGAUGUUUAAAGUAUCUGACCAAUAUGUCUUAAUGAUGAACAAGAAAAGUAGAUUGGUGAUGUAUAUAUAAAAUAUACGUAUUAAGUUACAUUACUGGCUCAAACUUUCAAAAUCAUAAAGAUAUUGUAUAAUUCGAUUUAUUCGCGAUCGAGUUUCUAGCACGUAGUUUUUAAUGAAACAAAUUAACAUUGUCUCAUUGAACUCCAAAAAGGAUAUCUGAUUAACGAUUUUAUAAUGUCUUCGCAGUACCUAUUAGAUCCGUUACAAUAUUCCAUACACUGAGAAAAAGUCAAUUAAGUUGAUAAAUUUAAUCAAAUUAACAACUUUUCUUAGUGUAUAGAAUUUGUCGAAAGGAACGUAAUAAAUUAUACGUGAAGUCAAUUGACUUGGUGCCAAAACUGUGAUAUGUAUGACGUAAUUCAAUUCGGAUACUAUGCGGUCAAUAUUGUACACUGUGGGUGGAUAAAAAAUACUACUAGAAGGUUCACAGGUUCCAUACAGAGUCUUGACCGAGAAGAGUCAGGUGACAACAUGAUUGUACUAUGUAUUUGUCUGUUACGAACUACGUAUGUUCUACCUCGAGAUACUCACGGUGCGUCAGCAUGACAUAUCAACGUUGCGCGGCGCUUCGAAGAGAAGCGGAUAUAUAAAGUGUUAUAUGUAUCAUAACAUUUUAGUUAAUAUUGUUGUAACGGCGUCGCUUCGAGUUGAAAUAAAACUGCAGAUAUUUUUAAUGUUA